Molecule: messenger RNA, 1043 nt
Organism: Vitrella brassicaformis
Lineage: Eukaryota; Vitrellaceae
Source: the annotation of a GenBank genome assembly
AUCGAGAAGCAGUCUCAUCCAUCGUCCGCACAAAGGAAAACGCGAACCAAAAGCCCCUUCACGCCAAGGAUGUGGCCUUCCUCCUCACAGUGAACACAUCGCCCAUCACGUGUUCACCGCCCUGCUUGCGAAGCAUCUCGUGCCUCACGGAGACAGACCACUGACAUCCCGCCAGCUGCCUCAACCGCCCUUUCGACGUAUCUCCGACCGUGGCAGUAUCGGCCCGUCGAAGUCAGGCUGAAUCCACCGUCACCUGAAGUCGCGUCGCCGCUCUCAAUCGAGAAGAUGAGCAGCCCCCCCUCGCGCAGCAGAGGAGAGAUGCACUCGAAGAGGCUUCCAAGGUUGCCGAUAUACACACACAUCGCAGGCCACGAUGAGGUGGAAGGACGGGGGCAGAGGGGGCCGCACAGCCGCAGCGGGGAGACAGAUGUCGACGUCUGGCCACCUUUUGAGCACCUGCAGAGCGGCAGAGACGGAAACAGUAGGUGUGUUCUGCACAGGUCGUCGAAUGCCCCUAAUCUGCUUACCUCGACUAUGUCGCCAUGGAUGAGCGCGUCAUACCCCCCCUUAGCAUCCGCCUCACGCAGCAUCUUCUCCGACAGGUCCACAUCCACAAGAGUCAGGCGCGAUGCGCCCAGGCACUCCAUCAUGUCACUGCUCCUCAGUGCCCGACAAGCAAGCCCAGCGCCACAGCCAAGAUCGAGAACGUCCAGAGGCUCAGGUGGCGAUAGCAGGGGGCCAUUCUCACGCAGCACUUGGCACACGAGCUGAGGUGUCUGAUAGUGCAGCUUGCCCACCAGGUGUGACUCGAACGAAUGCGCGUAGCCGUCAAACAGCUUCUGCACGUACGAUGACGGCGCCUUGUCGACCCCAUCCGCCUCGCCAGAAGAGAACGCCAGCCAAUAACUCGCGCACUCAUUGGUGGGGUCCAGCUCGACAGCCCUCCUGAGGUAUGUCACGGCUUUGGCAGACCUCUUGUCGUCACGCAAGAGCACCUUGGCAGCGUAGAACGGCCAAGACGGAUUGUCUGGACAUUCGGCCAU